Messenger RNA from Alosa alosa (allis shad), 1590 nucleotides. RefSeq lists its product as uncharacterized. The record is from RefSeq and is a predicted model, not a curated record. The transcript is spliced from 3 exons. NCBI's taxonomy places the organism in Eukaryota, Metazoa, Chordata, Actinopteri, Clupeiformes, Clupeidae. Bases 1 to 1194 code for a protein of 397 amino acids.
AUGGAGUCCCUUCGCGUCGACGGAGGUCGUGGUCGCCAGACGAGCUGCGUGGACGCUGCGAGGAUUCAGCGAAUGAAUCGGCAGGCGGAGCUGCUCUUUGGCAAGGAGCACGUCUUUGAACCUAACUUCGCUGCUCCUCUGCCAUACCCUGACGACUACAACCAUCCAGACGAGGAGGAGCUGCUUGGCGUGGAGUAUGGCAUGUGCCAGUCCACUGCAUUCACUGCAAGGCACUACUACGCGCAGAAAGCUGAGGAGGAGCAGUGUAGGGAGGAGGAGGAGGAGGAGGAGGAGGGGAAAGGGGAGUCCGCUGCUGAGGAGAGUGGCGAGGAAGAGGAGGACGAGCAGGCUGACGAGGGUGUCGGAGGCAUGUCGGAGGAGGACCCCAUAGACCACGUCUGUGAGAAGCAUGUCGUCCUCACUCAGGCAGAGCAGGUGGAGGAAGAGGAUGACCCCGCUUUGCAGGAUGUCCUGGCCAGCCAACGCCAUCUCCAUCUGCCAGGGAUAGAGGAAGUGGAGGCCCUUGCGUCGCUUCUCCUCCAGCUGGCAGACGACAGCGACCACCACCACCUCGUGCCCGCCGUGCUGAGGCAGCAAAUUGCCACGGCUGCUGCUGCUGCUGCUGCUGCUGCUCUCCACGACCACGACCGGUCCGGCGCCAACUUCGUCAAGAAGUACGAGUCCAGGUGGGGCUACACCCUCUUUGGUCGUUGCCUCGGAGCCGACACGCCAGAGACCAGCGCAGCCCAGAAGACCAAGUUUGGCUGGAUGAGGUACCCCCAAGCAGCGCAGGUGACCGAGGAGAGCCGUCUUCUGUACCUCCUGAUUAAGAUGCUGCAGCACCAUCCCACCUGCAGCAAAUUCCACUCGUCUCCCAGCAAGCUGACCUCAUCCAUCAAAGGCCAGUACAAGAGGAUUGCCGACAGAGUGAGGGACGACCCGGUCGUGGGCAGCCUCGCCAUCCCGCUGCUCAACAUAAACGUCAAGUCCAUCAGCAACUUUCAGGAGGGAGGAGAAGAUGGCCAACUUCAGGGCAACGGUUGGACUUUGAAGACCCACAGCCAGACUGUCAACCAGGGCCUUCAAACCGCUGUAUCCAGCCCAAGCCUGCCACUGCAUCCUACGUGCCAUCUGCCGUGGCAAAAGCACCUGUCCUCCUGGUGCUGCCAACCCAACCACAGGCUCCAUCAGUGAGGUUGCUGCCAUCUGCCAACCCAGUCUUCCUCCCUGUCCUCCCACCCUGUCCUCCCGCAGUGAAACCUGUUAUGCCCAACAAGUCCAAUAAGCCAUGUGGGGCUUGCAAGGUGCCGCAGUGUGGGGGGCAGCGGAAGAAAUACACCCCUUCCAAAGACAAGGUGGCUGGAAGCGGCCAGAAAAUCUUCACCUUUUGUCCCUCCACCAAUAUGUCCACCACACCUGGCUUCGAAGGUGUAACAUACACCAGCUAUGAACACUUUAAAACUGUGGUGGAUGGGGAACUGGAGAAGAGGAGAACCACCCUCUAAACCUGUUGUGGGUUGCAAUGACUGUCACACACACUGACACACACACACACACACAUACUGACAGACACAUACACGCUGACACACA